This is a messenger RNA of Haliotis rubra (blacklip abalone), 3250 nucleotides long. Its product is annotated as calpain-B-like. The transcript has 18 exons. The record is from RefSeq and is a predicted model, not a curated record. Gene Ontology annotation, cellular component: cytoplasm. Gene Ontology annotation, molecular function: calcium-dependent cysteine-type endopeptidase activity. The coding region runs from base 163 to 2220 and encodes 685 amino acids. Gene Ontology annotation, biological process: proteolysis. Lineage: Eukaryota; Metazoa; Mollusca; Gastropoda; Lepetellida; Haliotidae.
CUGAGGUUUUCCCACCAACCUACAUGUAACCCGAUCAAUAUGUAUAACUACCGAGUGUCCUUUCAAAACACCGCAUUCAUAGGCAGGCUAGACGUGCGGUUGUAUUGACACGAUAUACAAGCCAAGACUUCUUGUGAAGCACGACGACUUUCAGACUUUACAAUGCCUCGGGCGCGAGACACGGUCUAUCGGUCAAAGAUGGCCUUCGCUGACCAUCAGGACUACAAUUCAAUACGGGACAAGUGUUUGUCCGAAGGGGUGUUGUUCGAGGAUCCGGAGUUCCCGGCAGAAGUUGCCUCCCUAUGUUACACCAAACCACCCGACAGGACAGUCAUAUGGAGACGACCGCACGAAUUCUGCGAGAAUCCACAGUGGAUUAAUGAAGACUUCAGUCGAUUUGAUGUUGUACAGGGAUACUUAGGUGAUUGUUGGUUGUUGGCUGCCGUGGCCUCGCUUACCUGUAAUAAAAGGCUUCUUGCGCGAGUAGUCCCCCCUGAACAAAGUUUCCAAGAUGGCUACUGUGGGAUUUUCCACUUCCGGUUGUGGUACCAAGGACAGUGGGUGGAUGUGGUGGUGGACGAUCGACUGCCGACCUUUGACCGCGACAACCCUCAACUGCUUUACAUGCACUCCUCAAGCAGGACUGAAUUCUGGAGCGCUCUCUUGGAGAAAGCGUAUGCUAAGAUGUACAGAUGCUAUGAGAGUCUUCAAGGCGGCAGUGCGAUAGAGGCCAUGGAAGACUUGACGGGUGGGCUAGGCGAGACAAUUGUGAUCGGAGACAUUCCACCCGACCAACUGACUGAGGUGAUGGAAAAGACGCUAGAGAGAGGAGGUGUUAUGACCUGCUCGAUGACCAUAAAAGAGCCCGACUUCUCUGUGAACGUCCGCAGUUCAAUCGAGGGCUUGCUUGGAAACCAUACUUACAGCAUCACAGGCCUAAAACUGGUUCCGCUGAUGGACGGGUCGAAAACAAGACUGAUCAGGAUCCGGAAUCCCUGGGGAGAUGGACAGGAGUGGAGAGGGAAAUGGGCAGAUGGCGCUUCUGAGUGGAAUCUGGUAGCACAAGACACCAGACGACAGUUGAGUGUGCGCGACGAUGAGGACGGAGAGUUCUGGAUGUGUAUGGACGAUUUCAGAGGCCAUUUUAGCAAAAUUGACCUGUGUAAUCUGGACCCGCUUCAUCUUGGGGAGGUCGGGGUGACCACUGACAAACAAUGGGACGUCGCCAGCUACAAUAAGUCGUGGAUCAAAUAUGUCAACGCCGGCGGUUGCCUCAAAUAUGUUGACUCGAUGUGGAAGAACCCUCAGUUCCGUGUGAAGCUGAUGGAGACAGACGACACCAGUGGACGGUGCACCAUGAUUGUGGCUCUCAUGCAGAAGGACACGCGACGCCUCUUCAAAGACGGACACGAGUACCUGGGCAUAGGUUAUGUCAUAUACAAGCUUCCUGAAUCAAAUGAAGGCAGGCCGCUGGACAAGGAGUUCUUCCAACAGAACAGGCCAGUGGGGAAGAGCAAGGCCUUCUCUCAGACCAGGGAGGUGUGUGGACGACACCAUCUUCCAAUCGGCGACUACGUCAUCAUUCCGUCAACAUUCCAACCAGAUCAGGCGGCAUACUUCCUGUUGAGGAUAUUCACAGAGAAACAGAAGUCCUUCAGUGAGAUGGAUGACGUCACAUCGUUUGAGGAAAUCGACUCACCUGACGGUGUGGAUGGUAUAAUGGAGGACCUGGAUCAUCUCAUGAUAGAUGUAGGGGAGGAAGAGAUAAUUGAUGCUUACAGACUGAAAGAGAUCCUGGGUUUAUUAUUUGAAACUGAGUUCACGUUCUCGGGGUUUUCGCUUGAAGCCUGCCGCAGCAUGAUCGCCCUGAUGGAUCAUGACAUGACCGGCAGUCUGGACUUCACGGGAUACAAGGACCUGUGCCGAAACAUACUGGACUGGAAGGCAUGCUAUGAGGCGAGUGGUGCCGACAAAGACGGAAUGCUCAGCUCCUAUUACUUGAGACCCUUCCUCAACCUACUGGGUUACCGAAUCAGUAACGACACUCUACAAGCGUUGGUGCUGCGCUACGUCAACAGGGACGGCAACAUGGACUUCGGCGACUUCAUCCUGUGUAUAGUCAGACUCACAAAUCUGCUAGAAAGGUUUGACAGCCCUGAUGUGAAGACUUCUGACACCAAGUCUCUCGACAAGCUCCUACGCGCCGCCAUCUACUCCUGAUCAAGCCAGUGUUUUCAUCCACCAGUCGCCUCUUUUCACUCAUCCAUGGAUCCAUUUGUUAAUUGAUGCUGCUGUGAAAUCUUGUGUGAAGAGCAAGAUCAUCUUUGGUUCACUGUCAUUGCUCCUACUGAACAGGGUAUAUAUUUAUAUAAUGACCCAGUAUAUAUUUAUAUUGUGAACCAGUUCUCUGUAUGCUGGACGGAGGGUACGUGGCAUUAGUGCGGGCCUAUGUGGGAACUAGUGUUUUGGAUACUCAACAUAAUGAUGCAUUCGUAAAAAAGGCAUUAUUGUCAUGGGUAUGAGUAGGUUUUACAGAUACCAUGCAGAUGUUUGGUUAUCAUAUUGACAGGAAUGGAACAAUUGUGAUUUUAAUUAGGCCCUGUGGGUAAAUUUGACAAUCCAAAGUUUGAAUGUCUUCCAGUGAGCGUUUUCCAACUCAGGUGUUGUUGUUUAGUAAAGACAAAGUCACCAUGACAACAAACUACAGUGCAUAGACACCAACGUCAUCCUGAGCGGAAGUAGAUACGGUUCUGAUACGGUCAACCGGAAAUAGCCACUAAGGUAACCUUGACAGGGCAAAGGCAGAGAGGUCGCUGGAAAUAGACACGAAGGUUAGUGUGGGAAACACAAUGAGUACCAAAGUCAUGACAGCUGAACAAUGGAAUUGGGCAUUUGACGGAAGUGCCUCGUGAAUACAAGGUUACCUAUCACGAUUGAUAGCAUCAUGGGUAAAGCGUCCGCUCGUCAGGCUGAAGACCCGUGUUCGAUUUCACACAUUUCCGGAGUUCCCCCGCCGUGAUAUUGCUGGAAUAUUUCUUUCUGUAUGAGAAAGUGCGUGAAAUUGGUGAACAACGCCUUCAACAGUAUUUUAUUUAUACGAUGGGGUAAAAACAAGAUGUGUACCUGGACAUUUGACAGACCCAGCAGUGUUGAGUUUUCUCUGUGUGUGUGCGCUGCCAGGGUCACUUCUUCUUUUUGAUAUAUUUUGUAAAUAUGUGACUUAUUUUGUCAAUAAAAUCUGAAAACAGAA